Messenger RNA from Sardina pilchardus (European sardine), 4745 nucleotides. RefSeq names its product thymopoietin b (gene tmpob). The transcript is spliced from 6 exons. The record is from RefSeq and is a predicted model, not a curated record. Bases 783 to 1856 code for a protein of 357 amino acids. Lineage: Eukaryota; Metazoa; Chordata; Actinopteri; Clupeiformes; Clupeidae. Gene Ontology annotation, molecular function: DNA binding.
UGGUAGCCUACUUCUAUAUCCCCAAGGACUAAAAUUGUUUCGGUAGAUGGCGCUAAUGUACUGAUCUAUGGUGCAUGCAUACCGCCAUAAAACCAACAGAAGAAUUUGCUUGUUUCCUUCAAACGACGAGCAGUUUCCUAUCUUAUAGUAAAUCAACUCUAAGUUUGCAAGAUACUGAAUCUCCAUUCAGUCUUAAACUCUGACCAUUCAAGUAAUGAGCGCCAGCAAGAGAGAGAAAAAACUCUAUAUGGUUGAAAUAUAAUUGACAUUGCUCAUUACAACCAAUAGUAAUGCAGCUUCUUCGCUUUGCUGUCCAAUCACAGUCGACUUUAUUCAAAUGUAAACAUUUGAGGCGCGCAAUGAUCGGAUCGGAUUGCGAUAUAGUUUAUAGCUUCUUAUGAAGACAAAUAACCUUAGUGCAUACAAAAUAAUGUUAGUAACACAAAUAGCUUCAACCCUGACGUGUAUAUGCAGUUCUUAGGCGAGUUUAUUGAGCAAAGUGUUAGCUGAAGUCGAGAUUUUAGUGUAGCAGUUUGCUUUUUUUGCUAGUCGUGUUCGCACGUUUUUGUUGUUGUUACACCGCUCGUUAGCUAACUAGCUAGCGACAAUGGUAGGUAAGCUUUAAUAAGUUAAGUAUUAGCUUUCAGGUUGCUUAUAUUUCUGCUGAAUUUAAAUUAGCACAUCGUUAUUUGAGGCACUCGACAAGGUAGUUAGUUGACGUUCGGAAAUUGCAUAGGUGAUACAUACGGUGGCACGGGAAGUUAGCGUUUGAGCAACCGGUUAUGGCGGAAUUCCUUGAAGACCCGUCAGUUCUCACGAAAGAGAAACUCAAAGGUGAGUUGCUGGCUAAUGAUGUCCCUCUCCCAAGUGGAGAACAGAAGAAAGAGGUGUACGUUCAAUUAUAUUUGAAGAACCUGACGGUCCUAAACAAGAAGACUCCUCCCCAAGACACUUUUUCUAGUGAUGAUGAACUGCCGACUCCCGUGGUCGCCAAUCGGACUCGGUCCUCGGGAAGGAAAGCUUCUAGAAAGACAGACAAGCCUCAAACAGAUGAGGUUGACAUUUCGGUCAUCUCUGAUGAAGAUCUGAAGGACCAGUUACUUAAACAUGGAAUUGAUGCAGGUCCCAUCGUAGCCUCAACCCGCAGACUGUAUGAGAAAAAGCUAGAGACAGUUCUAGAUGGAACUGCCAACGCCACAUCAGGUCCUCCAGAGCCUACCACCUUGAAGGCCGAUGGCGGUCAGAAUGGAAACACAAACUCUGUGCAGGAUCAUUACAGUGAUAAGGAGGAAGAGGAAUCCUCCCCACCAGAGCCGGAACCAGCCCCUGUUGUUAGCAAGCCGGCCAGGAGCCGGGGCAAAACUCCAGUUACAGUCAGGACCAGUAGCAGACGGCAAAAUAAGGUGGAGGAAAAGGCAUCAGCGGCAGAUGAGACGUCAGUGACUAAGGAAGAUGUUUUAGAGGAAAUGUUCCCUGGUCAGACUGCCACUCCCACAGGAAUCAGUGCCACUUGUCGAAGGCCAAUUCAUGGAGCAGCAGGACGGCCGGUGAAGCCCUUAAACCUCUGGAGAGAAGAACCCCUCCAGCAUCAUGUUACUUAUACAGAAACCAGCUCCAUCCUGCAGGCCCAUGCCGCCGUCGAAGCUCCCCCCUCUCAGGGCCCCUCCCGUGUGAGCCGCUGCCUCUCCCUGCUCCUGAGGCUGCUGGUUCUCCUCACCGUGAUCGCAGCCGUCUACUACGCCUAUCAGAACGUGGACAGUGAGCACAUCAACUACGUCCGCAGCCUGGUAGACAGCACCGGCAUCCCCGCCCUGCUCACUGGAGGCGAGAGUUCAGCAGACCAGGGCAGCGAAUGACUGCUGCCGGUACCUCACCCACUCAUGGGCUCCACCUCAAACUGCCCCUCAUGAUCUUAUUGACGGGUUGUCUCUCCCCAGCAGUCGGCUGUCUCCAGCUCACCUGAAUGGUAACAACAGUGAGUUGGUGAAGUCUUUGACAUAGUAGUUUUUAACCAUGUGUGCAGAUUUUCAUUUAACUUGGUUUGAAUUGUUUUCCUAGCUUUUUUUUUUUCUAAAACAGGUAAUUAUGCAUGGUUGGUCUAUGUAUUUGUGACUGUAAGUCAUGUCUUUAGCACUUCAGUGUAAUCUUCAAAAUAGAAAGCUGUUGAAGAUCACCUGUUUUGCAUGACCUUUGUUGUUAACUAAGGGCUUACACAUACAUUUGUUUUUAGUUUUUACAUAUUGUGCUUUCAGUGUAGAAUUUUUAAAUGUUGACAACUGAUGAAUUUGACCCAACAUGGUGAAGUUUAUUUAAAAAAUAAUCUAAUGCCUCUGCCACAAUUACACCUGUCAUAUUAGUUCAAACCAAAUAAACAUAAACCAAACAUGACGAUCAUGACAUUUGACAACAUUGUUUUUUUUUUCUCAUAGGCCUUAAAUUAAAGACAAAAUCUGAUAAAGACAGCACCUCUAAUACCAGCCUACUAUUAGUUUAUGUUUUUCUCCAAUAACAGCAAUGAUUAGGGGGUGUUCCCCACUCUUACCGAGUUGCAAUAACUGCGCACAGAGUAGCUGCACUUGCACGGUAAUGAUAUUGACUCAAUCUGGAAGUCUGGAAUUGAUACUACCAAAGUUUACGCUGUCUACAUUUUAAAGCAAUUUUUUGGGGGCUUUGUUACUGUUUCUGAAAUAAUUGCCAGGCAUGUUCUGUAAUUUUAGCCACCAAUGGCUAUGAUGAUGAUUUAUGAUUUAUGGCUAUUCUUUUUUAGGUCUUACACAGUGUAAUCUGAAAAACUGAAUCUGUCGUGCUGAAUGUGUCAACUCGUACAAGUCUAGCGUUUUUAUGUCAGCAUAACACUGACAUGACCGUGUUGAACCAAUAAAAUGUGUGCUUCUGCACAGUUUUUUUGUUACUGAAAGCAGAUAUUGCAUUCUACUUACACAUUUUCGUGCAAUGCACAAACUAUCACAAUUAUCUGAAAAUAAUCCUUACAGUCAAAUAAUAUUGCAGCUUAUUCAACAUCAUGGUUGCUGUUGUGCAAAAUAAUAUGGGGAGAGUACUACCCAGCAAUCUGCUGUAUCUUCUAGUGUGCUUUGACUAUUCCAAAAAAAAAAAAAAGAUAAUCUUCCAAUUUAAUGUGGCUUCAAAUGUGGCAUACAUUUAACUUGUUGUGAUGGGUCCGAUUUAUUCAGCUGAUUGAAAAAGUCUUUCCUUGCCCCAUGUAGCUUGAGGUAUUUGUGAGAAGGGCAUUUCAGCAGUCUUCAUUUGGGGUAAAUCAAUGCCUGUUAAAUGAAAGACAACGUGAUGUAAGCCAACUAGACGUUUGACAGGAAUUAACAAAGAUCAUUUGUAAACAUGUUUUAGGUCUCUCCUUUUGUGUUUGGAUAGUUCAACCAGACACCGGUUUAAAGGAAAGCACAAGGAUGGAGGUAAUAUGUUUGAUAGGUAACCGACUGCACUGAUCAUGUCUUGUUUGAGUUUUACUGUUUGUGAUGUAGCAUUUUUAUUUUCUGUGAACCAAAAUGUACUACUGUAAAUACAUGUACCUGUAGCCCAGUUGAGCGCACUGGCCAAAUCAUUUUUCUUCUUGCUUUUCUACUGAACAUCUGAUCGUGGACUUUACCACCUGAAUGCAAGUCAAAAAGACUUAACAUGAAGAAUCUUGUGUAAAACAGAUGGCAUGUUUGUACUGUUUUGGUAGCUGUGAAUUGUCUUUGGUUUUAUAUUUUUGUAAGGGGCUUGAGCAAAACUACUGACUUUUUAAAACAUGUAUCCAUUCUUUGUAGUCAAUGCAGCAAUUACACAAGCAGUGUCUUCAACAGCGUCAUCGUAGUUUUAAUUUUGAAAUUGACCAUUGUUGGAGGUUGUUAUAUAUUUUUUCUGCGUGUGUGCGCACAUGUAAAUGUCAGCCUAAUAAAAACUAAACAUAACUAGUGUUUCUCACACACUUGUUUUCAGUCGCAAGUUAACUUCAUGGUUCACAGGGAAUUGGUCUCUAUUAUAUGUAUCCAUACCCCUUUGUGUGAGAGGGUUUUGGGGUAGCCUACUUAAAGGGACACUUCACCGAUUAGCAUUAAGCUUUGUAUCUUUAGAAAACCAGUCAUGUUUUUGAAUGGUCGUGCAUCAUUCCCUCAGUUUGCCUUGAGAUGGGAGAAAUACGGAUUUCAAUGUUGGACUUCCCGCUUUACAAUGAUGUAAAAAUCAUCAUUUUACAUCAUUGAAAGCAGGAAGUCCUAUUCAUGGGUUUCAUUGAAAUCUGUAUUUCUCCCAUCUCAAGGCAAACUGAGAGAAUGAAGCAUGACCAUUCAAAAACAUGACUGGUUUCCUAAAGAUACAAACCUUAAUGCUAAUCGGUGAAGUGUCCCUUAAAAUCGAUGGUGUUUGACAGAAAACAAUAGAAUGGGAUACGAAAAUACAGUUGACAUUAUUUUAUAUUACAUUCUCCUAUACUCAUUUUAAAUGAUCUAGAAAAAAGCAGUAUUUGAAAAGUGGAUGCUAUUUUUUCCUCAGGUAAUUGCCUUAAUAAAUGAGAUGUUUGGGAUUUAUGUUUGACAUUUUUUUUGCAAUGGUGCAACUGUUUAUAAAACAGUUGUAAUCCGCACUGUUGAAUUUAUUUAAAACAUUGUCAACUGGUAUCUCUCUGAAUCCCCUGGUGUACUAAAUGUUUCACAUUGAACGAAAUGUACUAUAGAAUACUGAUUGCUCUUGUUCAUGAAAUAGAUUUAGCAAUAAAACUGUGCAUUUAA